GGUUUCAUAAACACGCUCAAAUUGUUCUCUACAAUCGUGUUUUCAUGACCUCAUUUCCAGUGCCACUCUUUCUCCAUUGAAACAAAAAACAACAACUCCACUUUCAUCAUUUCUCAUCACAGUUUCAAUGGAUCAUUUAUUAACCCUUGAAACACCUUCUCCUUCAUCCCAUGUUCCUCCUGUUAACGCUAAUGUUCCUGUUCCUGUUCACGUUCCUUCUCUCACUCCCAAUCUUACUAUGUCUCACCAAAUCCCCAACAUUUCUCCCGAAAAUUUUAGGCUCGCUCCACCCACAACCACCACCAUGUCCACCGAAAAAUCAUUCCCAACCUUACUCGUCCCCAAACCCGAACCCUUUGAUGAUUUCUUGGCUGCCCAAGAUUCACAACAACCCCAUUUCUCUCCUGGUUGCGAAGAAGACGAUCAAUCUGAUCUUUACAAUGAAUUCUAUCGGGUUUCGCAGCUCUUCAAUGCUACUUUCGGUACAUCUCUCGGUCCUUUCUUUGCGACCAACGAUUCUGCCAAUGUUGGUCCUUCUGUUGUUGAGGAUACAGGCAACAACGUUUGUAACCCAGACCUGAAUCUGAAUCCUAAUAUAGCUGUGGAAUCUACGGAUUCUCAGUCGUAUGAUAACAAUAACAAUGAUCUAGCUAUUGUUGUUGUUCCGGAGAAACAAGAACAAGAGGCCACUGCGGCAGUUGCGGUGGCUAGGAAAAGGGCUAGCCAGGUGAUGGAGCUCGUGAGGGUUUCAGAUCUGAGUAUGAAGGAGCAUAUAAAUUGUCGGGAGGUGAUUAGGAGGACAAGGAUGGUGUAUGAUUCCCUUCGCGUGUUGGCGAGUAUUGAAGAGGAAAAGAGAUUUGCUGCGGAAGUUGCUGUUAUGGAGGAAGAGAGGAGAGUGGCUGAGGAAAAAAGAUUGGCUGAGGAGAGGAGAUUGGCGGAAGAAGUUGCGGUUAUGGAGGAGGAGAUGAGGAUAGGUGAGGAGAAGGGUGCUGCGGCUGCAGGGGGGGAGGUGGAAACGGAAACACCGAGUGGAAAAAAGAGGCGCAUCCGCAUUCGUGGUGAUAUGAGGGCGGCAGCGUUAAUGAGGAAGAGUCAGUUGUGGCUGUAUCGAGAUAAGAGGAUAGUUGGACCGAUACCUGGGGUUUAUGUUGGUGAUGUGUUUCUUUUUAGGAUGGAGUUGUGUGUAGUUGGUUUGCAUAUGCAGAUACAAGCUGGAAUUGAUUAUCUACCUAAAAGUCGGUGUUCCAAUGGUGAACCAAUUGCUACUAGUGUGAUUGUUUCGGGUGGAUAUGAGGAUGAUAUGGAGUUGGAUGAUGGUGAUGUUAUAAUCUACACUGGCCAUGGAGGGCAGGAGAAGAACUCCUCAAGGCAAAUCUGUGAUCAGAAAUUGGUGGGUGGAAACCUUGCUUUGGAAAGGAGUAUGCAUUAUGGGAUCGAGGUUAGGGUUAUUCGCGGAAUGAAGUAUGAAGGGAGUGCGUCCGGUUCUGGGAAGAUUUAUGUUUAUGAUGGAGUAUAUAGGAUUGUGGAGUGUUGGUUUGAUGUAGGAAAAUCUGGUUUUGGAGUUUAUAAGUAUAAGCUUUUGAGAAUUGAGGGGCAGGCUAAGAUGGGUAGUGCCGUUCUCAAAGAUGCUCGGGAAAUUAGGAAAAGUGGGUUGGACUUUAAGCCUAUGUAUUGUCUUUCCGUUGAUAUUUCGGACAAGAGGGAGAAGGUUCCUAUUAGACUUUUUAAUGACAUAGAUGACAGUCAGGAACCUCUUUAUUAUCAGUAUCUCCCGAAUACUAGUUUCCCGCCGUUUGUGUUUCAUCAGAGUGGGAAAGCUACUGGAUGUGAGUGUGUCGAAGCUUGUACUGAUGGUUGUUUUUGCUCUGUGAAGAAUGGAGGAGAGCAUCCUUAUAAUCUACAGGGGUUGCUUGUGAGAGGAAAGCCUUUGAUUUUCGAAUGUGGCCCUUUUUGCUCAUGUCCUCCCAAUUGUCGUAAUCGUGUUGCGCAAAAGGGGCUCAAAUAUAGGUUGGAAGUGUUUAGGUCUACACAGACAGGUUGGGGAGUUAGGUCUCUGGACCUUAUUCAGGCCGGAGCAUUUAUCUGCGAGUAUACGGGGGUUGUUUUGACUAGAGAGCAAGCACAAAUUUUAACAAUGAACGGUGAUUCGUUGAUAUAUCCUAAUCGGUUUUCAGAUAGAUGGGCAGAAUGGGGGGAUUUAUCUCAGAUAUACACUGAAUAUGCGCGUCCGUCCUAUCCAUCCAUUCCUCCUCUAGAUUUUUCUCUGGAUGUGUCAACAAUGAGAAAUGUUGCUUGCUAUAUGAGCCAUAGUUCAAGUCCAAAUGUAUUUGUUCAGUUUGUUCUGUAUGAUCACAACAAUUUGAUGUUUCCUCAUGUUAUGCUAUAUGCAAUUGAGAACAUCCCUCCAAUGAGAGAGCUAAGCAUUGAUUAUGGCGUUGCUGAUGAGUGGACGGGAAAACUCUCUAUAUGUAUGUAACUAUCAUUUGAAAGGUUGCUGAAGCCAAGUUUUCCCCCUGGAAAGCUGAAGCUUGCCAUGAUUUUUAGAAGGCUUUUCAACCUUACCCAAUUCGGGAAAUGCGGAAGUGCUUGCUAAAUGAAAUGUUAUGUCAUGGUAUCCAAAAUCACUUAAUAAACUAUUCUAUCAUCCUCCUUUUGUCUAACUCCUGCUGGCUAGAGUACAUGCAUUUUUCUGCGCGGUGAUGAAGAUCAGGAAUUGGAGUUUGAGUUUCAUCAUGUAUGCUUAAUCUUGUACAAUUAAGUACUUUGUUGAUCCUGCUCUUGGGCUAAGCAUUUACAAGUCUUAGCACCAUAUUUGUAAGCAUGUAGCUAUGAUGUUGUUAACUUUUGCCUUUGUAUAUAGUGUAAGUUCAGAGCUUGUACAGGGAUGAUUAUUAGUGGUUGGUGAUUAAGGAUAUAGUGCAUCAUUUUCAAUGGUUUGUAAACAACUGAGUAGAUGUAUGAUAAAGCAGAGCUCACAGAGACUAUUGAAUU
Messenger RNA from Lathyrus oleraceus (garden pea), 2991 nucleotides. RefSeq names its product histone-lysine N-methyltransferase family member SUVH9. Gene Ontology annotation, molecular function: double-stranded DNA binding; histone methyltransferase activity; zinc ion binding. Gene Ontology annotation, cellular component: nucleus. The record is from RefSeq and is a predicted model, not a curated record. The transcript is spliced from 2 exons. Bases 128 to 2476 code for a protein of 782 amino acids. NCBI's taxonomy places the organism in Eukaryota, Viridiplantae, Streptophyta, Magnoliopsida, Fabales, Fabaceae.